Messenger RNA from Phaeoacremonium minimum UCRPA7, 2646 nucleotides. Its product is annotated as putative glycoside hydrolase family 2 protein. The transcript is spliced from 3 exons. Gene Ontology annotation, biological process: carbohydrate metabolic process; glycoprotein catabolic process. The record is from RefSeq and is a predicted model, not a curated record. Gene Ontology annotation, molecular function: beta-mannosidase activity. NCBI's taxonomy places the organism in Eukaryota, Fungi, Ascomycota, Sordariomycetes, Togniniales, Togniniaceae. The coding region runs from base 1 to 2646 and encodes 881 amino acids.
AUGUCGAGCUCGCGAUAUCUUCUUAGCACGGGAUGGACCUUCAAGCAGAAGGAUGAGUCCGAAGACGCCUGGCUUCCCGUGCAGAAGAUUCCCAGCCAGGUGCACAUGGACCUUCUAGCCAACAAGAAAAUUCCCGAUCCAUUCUUAGACCUAAAUGAGCUCGCUGUAAGAUGGGUCGGCGAGAAAGACUGGGUGUACCGGACGAGCUUCACGGCGCCGCCCGGUGACGCCUCCGGGAGCGUGGUCGCCACCACCGACCUCGUCUUCGAAGGCCUUGACACAUUCGCCACGGUCACGCUAAAUGGCACUGAGAUCCUCAAGGCCGACAACAUGUUCCUGUCGCAUCGGGUCAAUGUGACCGGCCUCAUCCGGCGAGAUGCGGAGAACCUGCUGGAGAUUGUCUUCGACUCCGCUCUGCUGCGGGGUCGCGAACUGAUGAAGGAGCAUGCCCACGAGCACGAUUUCCUCGUCCGGCAGACUGAAGCUAGCCGCAUCCCCGUGCGCAAGUCGCAGUACAAUUGGGGAUGGGACUGGGGCCCGAUCCUGAUGACAGCGGGGCCCUGGCGUCCGGUGUAUUUGGAGCAGUACGUCGCCAGAGUUGCAGAUGUUUGGGCACAGAAUGAAGUCAGCGCAGACCUGAAGACGUGCGCCGGCUUUUUGAAGGUGAAGACGAAUGGAGCUAGUUCCGAGACUGAUAGAGUUGUUGUGACGCUCUCAAAGGACGGUAAGACCGUGUUCGAGACAGAGUGCAGCAUCGACAUAGACGGCCAUGCGGCCGUCGAAUUUGAGAUUGCGUACCCAGAGCUUUGGUACCCAUUUGGUUACGGAGAGCAGGCUCGCUAUCGUCUGGAGGCGAAACUCGUUCGAGACGGCAACAUUCAACUAGACUCUCUGUCUCGGCUGGUUGGCUUGCGACGGACGGAGCUGGUGCAGGAAAAGGACGCACAUGGAAAGUCCUUCUACUUCCGCAUUAACAACGUCGAUAUCUUCGCUGGCGGAUCCUGUUGGAUCCCAACAGACAGCUACCUCGCCCAGAUUUCGGCUGACCGGUACCACGACUGGAUGAAGUUGAUGGUUGAGGGCAACCAGAUUAUGAUUCGAAUAUGGGGAGGCGGUAUUUACGAAGACGACGCCUUUUUCGAUGCUUGCGAUGAACUGGGCGUCCUAGUUUGGCAUGAUUUCCAAUUCGCCUGCGCCAGUUAUCCCGGUUAUCCGUCUUUCGUCAAGUCGGUUGAGCUCGAAGCACGACAAAAUCUGCAGCGUCUUAGAUGGCAUCCCUCCAUCGUCAUCUGGGCCGGCAAUAACGAGGAUUAUCAAGUGCAGGAGAGAUACAAACUGGAUUACGACUUCGACAAUAAGGACGCAGAUUCCUGGCUCAAGUCCAGCUUCCCGGCUAGGUACCUUUACGAGCACUUAUUGCCGAAGGUGGUGAAGGAGGAGGAGCCGUUCAUGAUCUACCAUCCCAGCAGUCCUUGGGGUGAUGGAAAGCUCACCGCAGAUCCCACUGUCGGCGACAUUCAUCAAUGGAAUAUUUGGCACGGAACAAUGCAUAAAUAUCAAGAAGCCCACCUCCUUAGCGGUCGCUUCGUCAGCGAGUUCGGCACCGAGGCGUACCCUCACCUCCAGACGCUCCAGAGAGCAAUUACAGAGCCAUCACAGCUGUAUCCUGGGUCCAUGGUGAUGGACUUUCACAACAAGGCUAUUGGGCACGAGCGCCGUUUGAUGAGUUACGUCGCAGAGAACUUCCAAGUCAAGUAUGACUUGCCGUCCUUCACCCACCUGACGCAGAUAAUGCAAGCCGAAACCAUGCGGUAUGUCUACAAGGCGUGGAGGCGCGAGUGGGGACAGCCGGGCGCUCGCAAGUGUGGCGGCGUGCUGGUCUGGCAGCUCAAUGACUGCUGGCCGACGAUAUCCUGGGCUGUGGUUGAUUAUUAUCUGAUUAAAAAGCCUGCUUUCUAUGCCAUAGCGCGAGCGAUGCGGCCAAUAGACGUAACUGUAUCAAGGAACAUGUUCAACUGGACGCAGGCUCCUAUGGAUGCACACUCGAAGCUGGAGGCUGCCCAUCUGGAUCCAACAACGCUUGCUAAAGAGGGCAAGUUCGAUGUGUGGAUUUCAAGUAGCCGGGCUGAGAGGCUCAAUGGUGAGCUGACCGUGCGGUUCAUAUCGAUCAUAUCGGGAGAAGAAGUGUCAGCAGCCAUCACAAGAUCCGUUGUCAUUGAUGCAAAUGCCACAACAGAGGCCAUACAGGGUGAAUCGGCCCCGGCCGCUGGUGUGCAGUCCGCAGAGGCUUCGAGGGGAUUCGACUUGGCGGGGUACAACCCUUAUGUCAUCUUUGUCACCUUGACUGUAGAUGGUAACAUUGUGUCAACGGACUCAGCUUGGCCACAGCCCUUGAAGUACCUCAAUUUCCCUGAUCGGGAGAUCUCUUUCAACAAAGCUUCCUCAAGAGACCAGGUGGUUGUGUCUGCAAAGAAACCCGUCAAAGGUUUCGUAUUUGAAGAGACACAAGGUAUGAAACUGAGCGAUAAUGGGUUUGACAUCAUGCCUGGAGAGAAGCAUGUCAUUGAUAUCAAAGGGGGUAUUACUGCUGAUCAACUACGAUGGACAUAUAUUGGGGCCCCUUCGGGAUCAUUAGAAAUAGCCUAG